CAUCGUCUCCCCUUUAGUGGCGACGCGAGUUCCACCUUCUCUUUUUGAUCUCAAGCUUCGGCCGAAGACUCAGCAGCGUCACUUCCGUUGCAGGACGGAAGAAAACGAAACCUAAGGUCUUCUUUCACUCCUGUUAGACUGCGGCACUCAAGCACUUGAUUAAAACAAAAAGCCAGAAAUGGGGGUGGAGUCAAACGGUGCAGAACAGAGCGCUACAGAACAUAUGGAAGAGAACGUGGAAGCCCUGCUUGAGGCUGCUAGAUAUGAUGACCUUGAUGAUGUCAUAAGUUUAGAAUCUGCUGGUGUUUCUCUAGACUCCAAGGAUUCACAAGGCCGUACUGCUCUUCAUAUGGCUGCAGCUAAUGGACAUCUUGGUAUAGUGGAGUAUCUCAUUGGCAAAGGAGUGGAUCUUAAUGCAUCUAAUGAGGAGAAGAAUACCCCUUUGCAUUGGGCAUGCCUUAAUGGCCAUAUCGAGGUGGUUAAGAAAUUGGUUUUAGCUGGAGCAAAUGUAAGCACUCUAAAUAGUCAUGAGCAGACUGCAAUUGAUGAAGCCCUGAGUAGGGGAAAGAUGGAAGUUAUUGAUGCCAUCAACACAUCAAUGGCAGAAUUGGAGCUUACUGGUGUCAGUGUUUCUUAAUUUCAGAACUCCAUGACGCUUCUUUAGUUUGAUAAAGUAUGUAUCACUUUCCUAAAGACAUGCUCAUAAAAAAUAGCAUAGCUAUCUUCUUCUACCUGGUUCUUGUACCUGAAACAAAGUUUUAUGAAACUUCAGUUGCCCUUUAAUUUCUUUGGUGAAAAAUAGAAAACUUGCCUGAUCAAUUUGAUGUGAUAUAAAGCAUAAAAGAACGCCUGCAGAUGCUUUAGUUUAUGAAGAUCUAUUUCAUGGUGUGAAUUUUGACAUGUUCCCAUGUAUGCUGCAAAAGAAUCCAACCUUGGCAUGGAACAAGGGAUGUCAUCAAUGAACGAAUAAAGGGAAAGGAAAAAUAAGACCCCUUUCCAGAUUUGUGAUUGGAAAUGGGAGAUUGAAGCAUCAGAAUCAGAAACCCCAUUUCUGAUAAUAUAUCUAUCUUUUAAGCAACUUGCUUUCUUCUAGCCAUGGUUGUCUAGAAAGGCACCAAUAUUUAUUGUUGUUGUUGUUCUUUUUAAACCCUUUUUUUGGGUGGAAGAAAGGCACCAAUGUAGU
Messenger RNA from Rubroshorea leprosula, 1183 nucleotides. The record is from the annotation of a GenBank genome assembly. NCBI's taxonomy places the organism in Eukaryota, Viridiplantae, Streptophyta, Magnoliopsida, Malvales, Dipterocarpaceae.